CUUCUUCAGGAAAUUCUGAGCUCCGGUGGUGGUGGUGGUGGUGGUGAUGGAGAGCACGUUGAAGGACAUAAGAGAUGGCGCUUCGGUGCUGGACCUGGACCCAAAGGCCACCGUGGGUGGUGGCGUUGAGGACUUGUACGGGGAGGAUUUUGCCACUGAGGACCAGCUCGUCACCCCUUGGACUGUUUCCGUUGCCAGUGGGUAUUCGUUGUUGAGGGAUCCUCGCCACAACAAGGGUCUUGCAUUCAAUGAUAAAGAGAGGGAUGCGCACUACUUAUGUGGUCUUCUACCUCCAGUAGUUUCCACCCAAGAACUUCAGGAGAGGAAAUUGAUGAACUCUAUUCGUCAAUAUCAAGUUCCUUUGCAAAAGUACAUGGCCAUGAUGGACCUUCAGGAAAGGAAUGAAAGGCUGUUCUACAAGCUUCUCAUUGAUAAUGUUGAGGAAUUGCUCCCGGUUGUCUACACUCCAACUGUUGGUGAGGCUUGCCAGAAAUAUGGGAGCAUCUUCAGGCGCCCACAGGGUCUUUACAUAAGUUUGAAAGAAAAGGGAAAGAUUCUGGAGGUAUUGAAGAACUGGCCUGAGAGGAGAAUUCAAGUUAUUGUCGUCACUGAUGGUGAGCGGAUUCUGGGACUUGGGGACCUUGGUUGCCAGGGGAUGGGGAUACCUGUAGGGAAACUUUCUCUGUAUACAGCACUUGGAGGUGUUCGUCCUUCAGCAUGCUUGCCCAUAACCAUUGACGUGGGAACAAACAAUGAAAAGCUAUUGGCGAAUGAGUUCUAUAUUGGUCUCAAACAACGGAGAGCAACUGGGAAGGAAUACUCUGAAUUUCUGCAAGAGUUCAUGUCCGCUGUCAAGCAGAACUAUGGAGAAAAAGUUCUUAUACAGUUUGAAGAUUUUGCAAACCAUAAUGCUUUUGACCUGCUUGCAAAAUACGGCACAACUCAUCUCGUCUUCAAUGAUGAUAUACAGGGAACAGCAUCUGUGGUUCUUGCAGGGAUAGUUUCAGCACUGCGGUUACUUGGUGGUACUUUGGCCGAUCACAAAUUUUUGUUCCUUGGUGCUGGAGAAGCUGGAACUGGGAUAGCAGAGCUUAUAGCUCUUGAGAUGUCGAAACAGACAAAAUGUCCUAUAGAAGAGACCAGAAAGAAGAUUUGGCUUGUGGACUCAAAGGGUUUAAUUGUUAGCUCCCGUAAGGAUUCGCUUCAACAAUUUAAGAAGCCAUGGGCUCAUGAACAUGAACCUGUUAAGGAUCUUUUACAUGCUGUCAAGGUGAUCAAGCCAACCGUCUUGAUUGGAUCAUCUGGAGUAGGAAAAGCAUUUACAAAGGAGGUUAUUGAGGCCAUGGCAUCCUGCAAUGAGAAACCUCUCAUUCUGGCUCUCUCCAACCCAACCUCACAAUCAGAGUGUACAGCUGAAGAAGCUUACACUUGGACUCAGGGUCGUGCAAUUUUUGCUAGCGGAAGUCCAUUUGACCCCGUUGAAUACAAUGGCAAAACUUUUGUUCCUGGACAGGCUAACAAUGCUUACAUCUUUCCUGGAUUGGGUAUGGGCUUGGUUAUUUCUGGUGCUAUCCGUGUUCAUGACGAGAUGCUUCUUGCAGCCUCGGAAGCCUUGGCCAGGCAAGUAACACAAGAAAACUUUGACAAGGGCUUGAUUUACCCACCAUUCUCCAAUAUCAGGAAAAUAUCGGCCCACAUUGCUGCUAAUGUAGCUGCAAAGGCAUAUGAACUUGGUUUGGCGACCCGGCUCCCUCAACCUGAGAAUCUUGUGAAGUAUGCUGAGAGCUGCAUGUACUCUCCUGUGUACCGCAGUUACCGGUGAACUGUUCUCCCAAAAGAGUUCCUAUGGUCUUGGCCCAUGGCUUGAAGUGUUGCUGAAUUAUGUUGUAUCUCUGGUUGGUGUCUUUUCUUCUUGUGGUGUUCUAAGCUUUAUUCCUGAAGCAGCGUGGUUUUGAGGAGUUGGAAGAGCUGUACCUAAAUAAAUGAAGUUCUUAGCUGCUGGUGUGUAUCUCUCAUAAGGUAAGUAGCUUCAAGCUAAAAUUACUAUCAUCUAUGUAAUAAUCUCUAAGGGGGUGUUUCAAAAGUCAGUCUCAGAAGUGCAUGAAGUCAAUGUGUAGCACUAGUAAAUUCAUGUAAACAGGGCUUGGGCCACACCUUAAUCUCAGCUUUCAUGCUUUAUUUGUCUCUUUCCUAUCUCAAUCAUUUUCAUUUUUUGGUUUCC
Messenger RNA from Vitis vinifera (wine grape), 2221 nucleotides. It is a transcript of the gene NADP-ME, whose product is annotated as malate dehydrogenase (NADP+). Gene Ontology annotation, biological process: malate metabolic process; pyruvate metabolic process. The record is from RefSeq and is marked provisional. NCBI's taxonomy places the organism in Eukaryota, Viridiplantae, Streptophyta, Magnoliopsida, Vitales, Vitaceae. Gene Ontology annotation, cellular component: chloroplast. Gene Ontology annotation, molecular function: malate dehydrogenase (decarboxylating) (NAD+) activity; malate dehydrogenase (decarboxylating) (NADP+) activity; NAD binding.